Peromyscus leucopus (white-footed mouse) is the source of this 363-nucleotide messenger RNA. Its product is annotated as 60S ribosomal protein L32-like. Gene Ontology annotation, cellular component: cytosolic large ribosomal subunit; ribosome. The coding region runs from base 1 to 363 and encodes 120 amino acids. The transcript has a single exon. The record is from RefSeq and is a predicted model, not a curated record. NCBI's taxonomy places the organism in Eukaryota, Metazoa, Chordata, Mammalia, Rodentia, Cricetidae. Gene Ontology annotation, molecular function: structural constituent of ribosome. Gene Ontology annotation, biological process: translation.
AUGGCUGCCCUCCAGCCUCUGGUGAAACCCAAGAUAGACAAAAAGAGGACCAAGAAAUUCAUCUGGUACCAGUCAGAGCAAUAUGCCAAAAUUAAGCGAAACUGGCGGGAACCCAGAGAUAUUGACAACAGGGUGCAAAGAAGAGUCAAGGGCCAGAUCCUAAUGCCCAACAGUGGUUAUGGGAGCAACAAGAGAACUAAACACAGUGGCUUCCGGAAGUUUCCGGUCCCCAAUGUCAAGGAGUUGGAAGUCACAAACCUUGCUGUACUGACUUUGUUCACGUUUCCUCCAGGAACUAAAAGCCAUCGUAGGAAGAACAGCACAGCUCCAAGUGCCAGGCUACACAGUGGAGAAGAGGAGUAG